Messenger RNA from Tripterygium wilfordii, 673 nucleotides. RefSeq names its product 60S ribosomal protein L27a-2-like. Gene Ontology annotation, biological process: translation. Gene Ontology annotation, molecular function: structural constituent of ribosome. Lineage: Eukaryota; Viridiplantae; Streptophyta; Magnoliopsida; Celastrales; Celastraceae. Gene Ontology annotation, cellular component: cytosolic large ribosomal subunit; ribosome. The record is from RefSeq and is a predicted model, not a curated record. The transcript has a single exon. The coding region runs from base 65 to 514 and encodes 149 amino acids.
CCCUAGUUCCUUCUCCUCGCCGCUCCUCAGCUCUCUGCCCACACAGAACGAGAGAGUAGCAGAGAUGACGACGAGAUUGAGGAAGAACAGGAAGAAGAGGGGUCACGUGAGUGCAGGGCACGGCCGUAUCGGAAAGCACAGGAAGCAUCCUGGAGGGCGCGGUAACGCCGGAGGCAUGCACCACCACCGCAUCCUCUUCGACAAGUACCAUCCAGGGUACUUCGGAAAGGUUGGAAUGCGUUAUUUUCACAAGCUACGCAACAGGUUCUAUUGCCCCAGCAUCAAUAUAGACAAGCUCUGGUCCUUGGUUCCCCAGGAGCUGAAGGAGAAGAUCAAGUCCUCUAAGGACGGCAAUGUUCCCGUGAUUGAUGUAACCCAGUUUGGCUACUUCAAGCUCUUGGGUAAGGGAGUCCUGCCCGAGAAUCAGCCCAUGGUUGUUAAGGCCAAGCUCGUAUCUAAAAUUGCCGAGAAGAAGAUUAAGGAGAACGGCGGAGCGGUUGUUCUUACUGCCUAGGUUGUUUUCAUGACUUGCGUUGCUGUUUUUUUUAUGAAUAUUGAGUUAUUGUUUGUUAUUGAUGGAUUUGGAUCUCUAAGAUCUACAAGUUUUAUAUUUGUUAAUCAGAGAUUAUGAUCAUUUGCAACUAUUUGUGGAGUUAUUGGCUUUUAAUUAGGU